This is a messenger RNA of Seminavis robusta, 2433 nucleotides long. Lineage: Eukaryota; Bacillariophyta; Bacillariophyceae; Naviculales; Naviculaceae. The record is from the annotation of a GenBank genome assembly.
AUGUUGGGAGGGUUUUGUGUGGUUGGGAGCUUGUUGUUUCUGCUGUUGUCAUCCUCCCCUGAUUCCCAGAAGGCUGUGUAUUGGCUUCUCCAGGUCCAUCCAGUGCUACACAUUCUUCUUCCAAUAAGCGGCAAUGACAAUGACGCUCAAUACAAAACGGGAGAUCAUCGAAGAUUAUUAGAAGGCAAUGAUGCCACUACUAACUUGGAUUUGGCGUCAUCUCUAGCUGACUCGGGUGCCAAUAUGCGCGUGUUUGGUCCUGCCUUGGAAAAGGAUGUGGACUUUUACCAAGUUAAGGAUGGACUGGCCAUGGCAUGGUUCACGCCUUCCUCACGGCGGCAAUUUCUGCAAGCCAAUGGGCACAAGUGUUGGACCGAAAGCACGGAAGAUGUCUUGAAGCAUAGUGGAAAUGCCGUGGUUCAGAGAUACGAUGAAUUGGAAGCGUCUCCUUUUUUGCAGACGGAAAUUUGGAAAUUUUGCAUGUUUGCCACAGGCAACGGCAACGUGUAUUGGGAUCGUGAACAAGUGGUGCCGCUGCUGUUGUGGCAAGACAUUUGGGAAAUGGAGGACACGAGUGAUAGUAACAAGGAUCGCAGUACAGCCCUACUCGUCAACCACAACAACCAUGCGGACAAUGCCAUUUCUGCCUCGGCGUGGGUGCAUUCCAGCUUUUUGAGGUUGGAUGGAAACAACUACGCCAAGACACUCUCCGAACACAUGCUAAGACUCUUGCUGGAGACAGAAGAUAGUGUGCUGACUUCCAAUCCUCUCUACACCUAUCGAGCUUUGGCGCAACACAUUCAAAACGAUGACAAGAUUCAACAUUUGUGGCAAACCAAUUGCCAAGUACCAUCGACACAGCAUCCAGCGGAUCAUGUCCUGGUCCAGCAACCAAAAUCAAACCAAAAUAUGAAACAAUCCGCACGAAAAAGACGAAACAGAAAUGUAAAGGAGGAAUUCAAUAUCCCUCCCGAAUUCACCAAGUUGCCAACCUUUGGGUUGCACUGCACGAUUCCAGGCGGGUACUGCUGCCAAGUGUGGAAUCCAGCGUAUGGUAACGAGACACCCGUCUUUAUGGUCAAACAUCCCUUUGGCACUACUGGUGGUCUCACCAAGACUCCAGCAAUCAUCACAGCAGAGAAGCAACAUUUCCCUUCCAACUCUGACUCCACUUGGUCCACCAUUACAUCCGUGCCGAACAAGGUCGCCGUCGUUCCGAGCAAACUGGAAACUCCCAACUUUUUUGACAUUCUCCUCCAAAACAAUUGCCUCCCCACAUCGCAGGAAUGCCGAUCCUGUUUGAAAAAGGCUACUUCCAGCGCUGGAUGCGAUGAUCAAUGUGCCGAGGACUGCCCGUGCUACUGCAAAGUCCUUUGUCAUAUUCGGCCACCACCCAAACAUGUCCAAGCGGUGUGGUAUGUUUCACCACCGCUCUACCAACAACAAACAUCGCAACCGCAACGGUUGAUUCCACGGAUCAUUCAUCAGACUUGGUAUGAACCACUCGACCAGGAAAAGUACCCCAACAUGUCUCGAUUAAUGUCAUCGUGGAAACACAGUGGUUGGCAGCACAACUUUUAUGAUGAUGCCACGGCUGCCAAAUUCUUGGAGAAGCACUUUCCCUCGCAAGUCUUGGAGGCAUACAAUGCCAUUCAGCCCGGAGCAUUCAAGGCUGAUUUGUUCCGGUAUUGUGUGCUCCUGAUUCAAGGUGGGGUCUAUGCCGACAUGGAUGUUUUGUUGGAAACGAAUUUGGAACUGGCGAUUGAUCCAGAUGUUGGAUUCAUGACACCCAUUGACGAACCUGGAAUCCGAGUGAAGCAACAAUCGUGUCUUUGGAACGGGUUUAUGGCGGUCGCACCAGGGCACCCAUUUGUCGCCAAAACCAUCGAGAUUGUAGUCAACAAUAUCCGCAAUCGAUUCACCAGUGUGGAUUAUGACGACAUGCUUUGCCCUGGGCCCAUCCUCAGCACGAGUCAUUCGUUCGAUAUUCUCUUCACAACGGGACCAUGUAUCUUGGGAACGGCCAUGAACAUGAUCUUACAACGCCAUCCUCAAACUGGAUUCGCACCUGGAGAAUUGGACAUCUGGGGAGGAAGCAAUGCAAACGAAGAAGGACAGAAGAAACAACAACGACAACGCCCACCUAUGAUUGAACCCAAUGAUCCUCGUCUGGCCAUUCCAGGUAGAUCCAUCAUCUUGAGACAAAACAAGCAAGACAUGGGGGCCCAUCGAUUUACUUUGGACGAAAAGAACCUCAUCAUGUGCUCGACCGACAUGCCAGAAUACGAUGAUCGACCAAAAAAGCCGCAUUAUGCGGAAAGUGGAAAGUUGACACCUCUCUACGGGACAACCAAAUUGUAUUCCGACACAGUUGCAGCCAACGAAGAGAUUCGAGUAGUCGUGGUGGGCAAUGCCAACAAUUUUACUCUAUAG